AUGAAAUCAAGCUUCAGCAGCUUCAAGCACCCCCGCUUCCGCCGCACCGACCUCUGCCUUACAGAGUGGGUCGAGCUGUACCGGCCCGGCGGCUACCACCCGGUCGUUGUCGGCGACGAGUUCCAGGAGGGCCGGUAUCGCGUCAUAAGGAAGCUCGGGGCAGGGCGGAGGAGCACGGUCUGGAUGGCGGUUUGCGGUGCGGGCCGCAUCGGAGGCGCACCCGCUCACCAGAGCCGCGAGCCUCACCCCUACGUGGCCCUCAAAUGCCUAGCCAGCAGCGCCGCGCACGCCCCCGAGCUCGAGAUGCUGACGGCCCUCGCGUCUCCAAGCCCGCACGGAAGCGCGGACGGGCAGCGAUACAUGCUCCCCCUCCUCGAAAGCUUCACCUCGGCCUCCCCCAACGGCACGCACACCAUCCUCGUGCUGCCCCUCCUCGCGGCCGACGCCACGACCCUCCCGCCGCAGCUCCCGUGCUACCGCGCGCAGACGUACGACGAGAUGCGGCGCGGGGUCAACCGCGCGCGCUUCGGGACGGGGCGGGCGAAGAGGGUGCUGAAGCAGGUGUUGGGCGGCCUGGCGUUCUUGCAUGCCCGCGGCGUGGUGCAUGCCGGGCUGCGCAUGCGGGCUGUGGGCUUCCUGGCGGGGGAGAGGCUGGCGGGGGUUGAGGAGAGGAGGGUGACGCAGAGGAGGGCCCGGACGGAGAGAGUGAGGAGGGUGGAUGGGAGGAAGGUGGAUCGGAAUGCGCCACGGUAUGUGGCUGCGGCCAUGGGGAUGGAGGCGUUUGCUGAUGUCGAUGUUGAGAGGGGGAUCAGGAUUGGGGAUCUGGGCAGCGCUUUCUACGCCAGUUCUCCACCAGAGAUAUUGGCGACGAAACCCGAGUCGCACCAUUUCCGCGCCCCGGAAGUCAUCUUGCCGCUCGGUAGCAGCAGCAGCAGCAGCACGCCUUUGACGCCUGCGCUCGACAUCUGGGCCUUCGGAUGCCUCAUAUACGAGCUGCUGACGGGACUGCCGCUCUUUCCGGUCGCGGACUUCACCGAGCAGGAAGAUGUCGACGUCGAGCACCUCAUCGCGCUGAACGACACCAUCGCCCCGCUGCCCGCGAGAUGGGACGCUCUGCUCUUUCCCCUGACCGCGGAGGCGAGGGAGAGCGCGCCGUACAAGAAGCGGCAGCGGGUGAUGCAGAGGGAUGGCGAGGGCGGCUGGAUCCAGACGGGCGUGUCCGCGAUUGGGAAGUUGAGGAUGGAGCGUCGGGACACGCUCAAGGCGCUGUGGAAGAGAGAGAGGCCGGUGGACGUGGAUGCCAAGGAGGCGGCGGAGAUCUUCAAGGUGUUAAGGGGGGUGUUGCGGUUUGAUGCGAAGAAGAGGCCGACGGCGGGCGAGUUACUGGAGGAGCAGUGGUUCAAGGACAUUGUGGUGUAG
Drepanopeziza brunnea f. sp. 'multigermtubi' MB_m1 is the source of this 1419-nucleotide messenger RNA. RefSeq lists its product as uncharacterized. Gene Ontology annotation, cellular component: nucleus; cytoplasm. Gene Ontology annotation, molecular function: protein serine/threonine kinase activity; ATP binding. Gene Ontology annotation, biological process: peptidyl-serine phosphorylation; regulation of mRNA processing; spliceosomal complex assembly. Lineage: Eukaryota; Fungi; Ascomycota; Leotiomycetes; Helotiales; Drepanopezizaceae. The record is from RefSeq and is a predicted model, not a curated record.